Messenger RNA from Penicillium roqueforti, 1371 nucleotides. Its product is annotated as ankyrin repeat domain-containing protein. The record is from RefSeq and is a predicted model, not a curated record. The coding region runs from base 1 to 1371 and encodes 456 amino acids. Gene Ontology annotation, molecular function: protein binding. The transcript has a single exon. NCBI's taxonomy places the organism in Eukaryota, Fungi, Ascomycota, Eurotiomycetes, Eurotiales, Aspergillaceae.
AUGUCUCUCCUCAGUUUGCCAAACGAAAUUUUGCUAGCCAUAGCAGAGAACCAAGACUGCGAAAAAGACAUAAAUGCGUUUGCAAGAACCAGUGGCCGUUGCUAUAUCCUCCUGAACCCCUUCCUCUAUGCCUACAACGUCCGAGAGCACCAGGGAAGCGCCCUCCAUUGGGCAGCAACCCAAGGAAUUGUGAGGGCGGCCCAAGAAUCACUCCAGCAAGGAGCAGAAAUUGAAUCGAGGGACUGGGAAACACAAAACCCGCCGUUGAUACUGGCCGCUUACUACGGCCAUGCUGAUAUGGUUACCUUCCUGUUGGCACAGGGCGCUGACCCGUACGCCGAAAGCGGCGGGAGGACCCAAGACGCGAUCACAUCAGCUGUGCUCCGCAAUAAAACAGCCGUCGCUGAAAUCUUGCUUGAUAGCGGGAUUGAUGCAAAUAGGACGGACUACAGGGGAAGCAGCCUAUUGCAUCUUGCGGCUGAAUCAUCUCCCCUCAGCCUCAAGGCAGUGGUGAGAAUUCUUAUUGAGAGAGGUGCCAAUCUGGAAUCUAGGAAUGAACUGAGUCAGACUCCGUUACAGGUAGCGUGUAAGUCUGGUUCCGUGGAAGUGGCCCGAUGUCUCAUAGAGAGCGGUGCCAAUUUGAAUGUGCGGAGUGAAAGUGGAAGUUCGCUCCUGCACCUGGCGUUCAGUGAAGUCAAGACCGUUGAGUUGUUGGUGCAGAAAGGAGCUGAUAUCGAGGCGAAAGAUGAGCAAGGUGAGACACCACUGCAUCUGGCAUGUCGGGAUGGCUGGGUCGAAACAGCAUCAUUCUUGCUGGACCAUGGUGCAGAUAUAGAGUCAAGAUCGCUAGAUGGGAGCACACCAUUGAUGCGGGGAGUACUCUGGGAGAGUAUUAUAUGCAGGGAGCUGGGCCCAACCUCUGUGACCACCCUCUUGCUGUCACGAGGUGCCAAUCCAAGGCAGGGAAAUGAUUUCGAUAUCACACCAUUGCAUUGUGCGACGGCCAAAGCAAAUUCUGCGCUUUUCAGGCUAUUGCUACGAUAUGGUGCCGAUGUAGAGCCAAAAACUAGGGCUGGCGUGACGCCGCUACACAAAUUAGCGUCCACUGGCUCACUGGACUCCGCAAGGCAAUUGUUGCAGAGAGGCGCUGAUGCACAACCGAGGGACGAAGAAGGCAAUACACCAUUGCACAUGGCAGCGGAGAGAAAUGAUGUGGAAUUCAUCAGUUUGCUGCUAGCGGCAGGCGCUGACCGGCUGGUCAGAAACAACAAGGGUCAAUUUCCUAUACAUGUAGUAUCAAAAGCAGCACACAAAUCAGAAGAAAGACAGAGAGAAGUGAUGGCUCUCCUCGAGGUUUGGUCUGAUAAUUAG